Haliaeetus leucocephalus (bald eagle) is the source of this 1069-nucleotide messenger RNA. It is a transcript of the gene WNT3, whose product is annotated as wingless-type MMTV integration site family, member 3. Lineage: Eukaryota; Metazoa; Chordata; Aves; Accipitriformes; Accipitridae. The transcript is spliced from 4 exons. Gene Ontology annotation, biological process: cell fate commitment; neuron differentiation; canonical Wnt signaling pathway. Gene Ontology annotation, molecular function: frizzled binding; cytokine activity. Bases 2 to 1069 code for a protein of 355 amino acids. Gene Ontology annotation, cellular component: extracellular region. The record is from RefSeq and is a predicted model, not a curated record.
AAUGGAUUACCACCUGCUUGGACUAAUUUUAUCUUUUCUCUUCAACGGCACAAAGGUCUUAGCCGGUUACCCAAUUUGGUGGUCCCUUGCACUAGGUCAGCAGUACAGCUCCCUGGGGUCCCAGCCCAUCCUCUGUGGCUCCAUCCCCGGUCUCGUCCCCAAGCAGCUCCGCUUCUGCCGCAACUACAUUGAGAUCAUGCCCAGCGUGGCUGAAGGGGUGAAGCUGGGCAUCCAGGAGUGCCAGCACCAGUUUCGGGGCCGCCGCUGGAACUGCACCACCAUCGACGACAGCCUGGCCAUCUUCGGGCCGGUCCUGGACAAAGCCACACGAGAGUCUGCCUUUGUCCACGCCAUCGCAUCAGCAGGGGUGGCCUUUGCUGUAACCCGCUCCUGUGCUGAGGGCACGUCCACAAUCUGCGGCUGUGACUCCCACCAUAAAGGACCUCCAGGGGAUGGCUGGAAAUGGGGGGGAUGCAGCGAGGAUGCUGACUUCGGCGUGCUGGUGUCCCGGGAAUUUGCAGACGCCCGAGAGAACCGGCCAGAUGCCCGCUCAGCCAUGAACAGACACAAUAACGAGGCCGGCAGGACGACCAUCCUGGAUCACAUGCACCUGAAGUGCAAGUGCCACGGUCUCUCCGGAAGCUGCGAAGUCAAGACCUGCUGGUGGGCCCAGCCUGAUUUCCGGGCAAUUGGUGACUACCUGAAGGAUAAAUACGACAGCGCCUCUGAGAUGGUGGUUGAAAAGCACCGAGAAUCUCGGGGAUGGGUAGAAACUCUUAGGGCCAAGUAUGCUCUUUUCAAGCCACCAACGGAGCGGGAUCUGGUCUACUAUGAGAACUCCCCCAAUUUUUGUGAGCCCAACCCAGAGACAGGCUCCUUUGGGACGAGGGACAGAACGUGCAACGUCACCUCCCACGGGAUCGACGGCUGCGACCUGCUGUGCUGCGGUCGUGGCCACAACACCAGGACUGAGAAACGAAAGGAGAAGUGUCACUGCAUCUUCCACUGGUGCUGCUAUGUGAGCUGCCAGGAGUGUAUACGCGUCUACGAUGUCCACACCUGCAAGUAA